AUGAAGAGGGCGGCGGCGCUUCUGCUGCUGCUGGUCUGCCUCCUGAACCAGCGCCAUCUGCGAGCUGAUGCGGCAGCCUUCGUCAGGGUCAGCGGCCUCCACUUCACCGUUAACGGAAGCCCCUUCUUCGCCAAUGGCUUCAACGCCUACUGGCUAAUGUCGGUGGCCGCCGACGCCGCCCACCGGAGCAAGGUCUCUAUGGCCUUCCAGGAGGCCGCCAGCCACGGCCUCACUGUGUGCAGGACCUGGGCCUUCAGCGACGGCGGCUACCGGGCCCUUCAGGUGUCCCCCGGCGUGUACGACGAGCAGGUCUUCCGGGUACAUCCAUCCGCCAUCAUCGUCUUCUUCCUCUUCCGUCUGCUGUGAGUCGACCUUCCAUGGUUCUCUACCCACCCGAUACUGAAUCUCUGGUUCGAUCCGUAGGGCCUGGAUUUUGUGGUCGCCGAGGCGAGCAAGCAUGGAAUCAGAUUAGUGCUGAGCUUCGCAAACAACUACGAGAGCUUCGGGGGGAAGAAGCAGUAUGUGUCCUGGGCCAGGGCCCGAGGCCAGAACGUCUUCUCCGACGACGACUUCUUCUCUAACCCUCUGGUCAGGUUCUUCUUCAAAAACCACGUCAAGGUAACAGCAAAGACCGACGGGGAGAGAGAGAGAAGGGACGCGAUUUGGUGACUUGUCCUCAUUGUUUUCUCUCUCUUGUUUCUCUUUCUUCGGAUGAAGGCUGUGAUCACGAGGAGGAACACGCUCACGGGGGUGAUGUACAGGGACGACCCGACGAUACUGGCAUGGGAGUUGAUGAACGAACCGAGAUGCCCGUCCGAUCCGUCAGGAAGAACCCUGCAGGUCAGAUGCGGCCCUGGUCCUCCGCUCCAUUAGUCCAAGGGUUCCUUCCUUCCCUAGCUGAUGAUAAUGCGUCUGGUUCCUCUGCGUCAGAGCUGGAUUGAGGAAAUGGCAGCCCACGUGAAGUCCAUCGACUGGAAUCACCUGCUGGAGGCGGGGCUGGAAGGUUUCUACGGGCCGGCGGCGCCGCCGCAGAAGCGGUUCCUCCCGGGCCUCAACGUCGGCACGGACUUCAUAUCGAAUAAUCUGGUCCACGGCGUCGACUUCGCGACCAUCCACUCCUACCCGGAUCAAUGGUGGCGCCUCACCUUCUAUUCUCUCCUCCUCGCCGUGGACUCUUCUUCUUCGUCCAACCUAUUCUCCAUGACGGAGCAGAGCUCCUCCCUGGUCUUCUUCUUCUUCCUCCUCUCAGGCUCUCAGGAUCGGACCACCAGACGCAGCUGGCCUUCCUGGAGCGAUGGCUGGACACCCACAUUGCCGACGCGCGGCUGAUCCUCCGGAUGCCGCUGCUCCUGGCGGAGUUCGGCAUAUCGCGGAAGGACCUCGGCUUCAGCGCCGCACAGAGGGAUGCCCUCCUCACCGCCGUCUACACCAAGGUUUACCGCUCCGCCAGGGCCGGCGGCUCCGCCGCCGGUGCCCUGUUCUGGCACCUGCUGGAACAGGGGAUGGAGGUCUACGGAGACGGGUACGAGAUCGUCUUCCAGGAGAUCCCCCCAUCGACGGCGAGCAUCAUCACCGAGCAGGGCCGGAGGCUGAGGUAUCUGGGCAAGCUGGGGGCGAGGCUAAGGAACGUCGAGAAGCUCGAGAAGGCCAGGGCCAUGAAUGCACAACCUUCCCGGAGCUCCGUCAGCGACGGGACCUAA
Molecule: messenger RNA, 1700 nt
Organism: Spirodela intermedia
Lineage: Eukaryota; Viridiplantae; Streptophyta; Magnoliopsida; Alismatales; Araceae
Source: the annotation of a GenBank genome assembly